Molecule: messenger RNA, 2523 nt
Organism: Zonotrichia leucophrys gambelii
Lineage: Eukaryota; Metazoa; Chordata; Aves; Passeriformes; Passerellidae
Gene: CARD8
Product: caspase recruitment domain family member 8
Exons: 15
Coding region: 45-1589 (514 amino acids)
Biological process (GO): mRNA export from nucleus; regulation of DNA-templated transcription elongation; signal transduction
Cellular component (GO): THO complex part of transcription export complex
Molecular function (GO): protein binding
Source: RefSeq, a predicted model, not a curated record
CCACGCGGCAGGACGCGCCGUUCCCGCUCGGUGCAGCCGCUGCGAUGUCCAGCCCGGCUCCGGAGCCCGACAGCGGGGCCGAGUCCCUCUCCUCCGAUGAAAAAGAAUUGUCAAGAGAAGAGUUAAAUCCCUCUCCAACUCUCCCUCCCUGCCUUUCCCUUGCAGAGGUGACUCCCAAUGGCAUGGAGGGAUCGUCGGGAUCGGCCGAGGAGCAGCCCGAGGGAGAAGCCAGUUCUGAAGACAGCUCCAGCAGCAGCUCAGAAGAGGAGUCAGAUGAAGAACAGGAGGAGAAGGAAUCCCCACCUUACUGCAAUGAGUCAGGAGGGAGCUGCUUGCCACCCUGUGAGCACUGCAGGAAUGAAAAUGACCAGACGGAGCAAGUGACCCCCAGGAGACUUGCUGGAGGACAAUUCAUGAUGCAGCUGGAGGCUGAGGGCUCCUACCAGUGCAGCAGCACGGGGCUGAUCUUCGAGGUGACGGGCAGGGCCAGGAUCUCGUACUGCCUGCUGUCCUGGAGCAAGUUUGCCCGGCUGGUGCGGCCGCCCUGGAUCGUGGGCGGGCCCCUGUUCGACGUGCGCUGCUCGGCGCCCGGGGCGCUGCUCUCCAUCCAGUUCCCGCACUGCCUCUGCCUCGGCGGUCAGGGCUCUGGCGUGGCAUUCAAGGUGCUGCACAUCAAGGGCGGUGGCGCGGCCAUCGAGCCCUCGGCCGAGUUCUCGGCGUCGCACGUCAAGUGGGUGGUGAGCUCGCUGUCCCCCGUGGGGCCGCUGAUCCACAGCCAGGAGCCCCUGCAGUACCACGGCGCCGUCAUCCUCUACAAGGCCAUCGACGAGCACCCCUCCCUGUCCUUCUGGGUCUACCUGGCCACCAACAACGACUCCUUCAUCAAGGAUAUCUCCAAGGCUGUAAAACACUCGAAAAGGAAAUUUGUUCAGAUUGAAAAGCCCCCUGUAUGCCAAAAAUUACUGCAGGAAGGAAAGAAGUACAGACUGAUCUGUGAGCCAGAGGCUGAAAUAACUCCUGAGGAGAUUGAGUUUGUUGACGGGUCCCUGCUGAAGCUGAAGAGUUACUUUGAGGUGUAUUUGGAGAAGCCCGAUGACUUCACCUUGUCCCUGGUGGAGCAGGACUCGGAUGAGACCGUGUGGAAAGCCAGGCUGAGAGAGAGGGAUUGGAUCCACUACGACCAGAACAAGAACGAGCAGAAGAGGAGCACAGGCAGUGUGAAGAGGAGGAAGCCAGCCCUCAGCAUCCUGGAGGAAGAGGGGCUCCACAGCAAAAAGCAGAAAACGGGCGGCACUGCAGAUGAAAUGGGAGCAAAAAGCUUGACAGACAAGCAGCUGCUGGUGAUUGCCAAGCUGCUGGACCGGCACUGGAGGGAGAUGGCCAUCGAGUGCCUGCAGAUGGAGAUGAAGGACAUCGAUGACAUCCGCGCCUCGGAGGACGACGUGACCAUGCAGAAGCUGCUGCUGCUGAGGAAGUGGAGGGACAGGGAGCAGGGCCAGGGCACUGCAGAGGCUCUGCAGAGGAGCCUGGGGGAAAGAGCCACCUAUGAGAUCCUGCAGGCGCUGCAAGGUUUCCUGGCUCAGAGCUGAGCCAGCUGGGAGGAGGAGGAGGAAGAGGAGGAGGAGGAGGAGGAGGAGGAGGAGGGAGCUUCCCAACCCAACCAUUCUGCUCCCCUGGGAUCCUCAGGAAUGUUCCUGGUGGGAAAUCCAGGCAGGAUCCUCCAGAGAAACGUGAAUGGAGUUUGGUGUGGGCAGGAGCCACUUCCAAGGCUUUCAGGAGAGCUGGAUCCCAGAAUUCUGGGCUUCCCCCCCGGGCAAAGCCGCUCCAGGAGGACACAAACACUGGGAGAAGCCACUUGGUCUUUUCCAUCACCUGGAAAAGAUUUUUUAUUUCCUUCAGGGAAAAAACAGGGAGAAGAAUUCCCCUGGAACCUCUCACCCCUUUCCAAAGCCACUGAAGCGCCAGAAUCGUGAGGUGCGUUGGAUUUCUCAUGGAUCAGGGAAGAAUAAUCCGGAACUUGUACCAAAUUCCUUGGUGUAAUCACUGUAAAUACGGAAUUACUGUACAGAUCCUGUGCAUCCAGUCCUGGUUAAGCUGUGGUUCUGCUUCCUGAGAUUCCCAAAGGUGGGAACACCACUGUGAACUGCAGGCAGCUCGGAAUUUCCCCAUGGAAUUUCUUCUCCCCUCUUUUCUGUAUAGCUUGUCACCGUUUUUUUUUUACGUUUUGUAAUUCCUUUUUUGUAUGAGAAACUUUUUAUAAUUCUUUUUAAUUUUUUUUUACUUGAUUUGUUCGAACUUGGAUAGAAUUUAGGUUCUUAAAAAUGUGAGGAGCUGAAAUCCCUGUGCUGCAGGAUAGGAAGAAAAUUGGGAAAAAUGGAACUUGCAGAAGAGAGAAGUGACCAGAUCCAGGACUGUCUUGUUUUUAAGGCUGUGGGAGACUUGGGAUCAUCUUCCUCUGUGUAUGUUUGGGAAAGGAAAACAUACUUUUGAAAAAUAAGGAUUAAACAGGAAAAAUUUCCAUUA